CUCUCUCUCUCUCGGUCUCUUUCAAUUUUUCAAUUUUUUCUCUCUCUCCUCAUCCCGUCUCCACCGUUCCUCCGUCACCUCAGACCUCAGCAGAAAAAAGGAAAUAUACCAUAGACCACACACACCGCUGGAAUGGAUUAAAAUUAGCUUUUGAGAUGGAUGAGUGAUCGGAAGGAUGGAACUGCUUCAACUGUUUCUCGCCCUCCUCGCUCUCUGGGCCAGUCUCGCCUUCGCGGUGGACCGUAAAUUCGGCUGCCUGUUUGAGGAGGGUCUGUGUAUGAACUAUGAAGUCUGUCUUAAUGAUGGCAUGUUCGGCCGCUGUGAGUCUGCUCCAUUAACAGACGUCUACACAUAUGACAUCACACCAGCAACAGUGCAGAGAUUCCGUGUGCUGCUUCAGAGACUGGCUCACAGAGGGUUUGCUUGGGAGGAUGAUGUCACACAACAAGUUUUAUCAAAUGAGUUCUCCAAACUACGCAAGAUUUCCCUUCCAUUACCUGAGCACAGACCUUAUAGUGCUGCUGUCAGAGACAGAAAAAUGAAAUCAUCGGAGGCGGAGCUUAGGAAGACUCUGAAAUACCUGCAGCACCUGGGUCUGCUACCAAAAACAUCGCAAAAGGAGCUUCAGUAUUAUCGCUCUGGAGAACCACGCCCUGAAACUGACUCCACCCCUCCUGAGUUAAUUUCAGAGUUGCCCUAUCAAUCACAGUCUUACCCUGAUCUUAGCCAAUACCAGAGCUAUGUGGCACAAACUCCUCCACAGGAAGAUGGCUCAGACCUGCUCAUGGCCACUCUUCAGAAGUACCUUUACAAGAACAAACCACCUCAGCCUGAUGUGGGGGACAGAGCAAAAGCGGACCAUCUCUUCCUAAAAGAUGGAUUCACAAAGCCCUCUGCCAGAGACUCCCUAACACCUGUAGAUGAAACAUUCAUCAGGAAAGUUCUACAGAACAUAGGCAGGCACAGUGUGGAUGUGAAGAGUCUGAAGGCAGCAGAUCUGGAUAAGCUUUCUGUCUUGAUUGCAGAUGCUCUGCAGGUUGUGGAAAAGCAGGCAGGACAGGGAGAAAUGCCUAGAGACCUGGAGACCCAGCAGCAGCGUGAAGACCAGACAGAACAUCUGCAAUACGAGGACCAAACAGAGGACCAGCUUCCUGAGAGUGAUUUGAUAGAUAAGACACCAGAAGACAGUGCUCAGAAACAGAAAGAAGUGGCAGAGGAAAGUUUAUCAGUCACUCAAAUGACUGUCCAAACCAUCCCGCCUGUGACAGAGGGACAAACUUUUGGGGAGGAGAAAAGAACCAUGGACAACAAGCAGGAUGGUGUCUUUUUAGGGAAGCUCCUGCAGUACCUGGAUAAAACAGAGCCUGAGCCUGUUGAUAAGGGGAAGGAUGUGUCUGUGGAGACGGUGCGCAGCCGAACGACACACCGAGAGGUGGGUAUGCAGAAAAAGGCAAUCGAGCAAGUGGAGGAGCUGGAGAGCUGGGUACAGGCAGCUGCUAUUGCGCCCUCAUCUGAUCUGGUGGACAAUUCUGCACCACACCGCAAGAACAUGAAAGUACAUGAUCUUCAGCUGGAUGUCCAGACCAAUGCUAAGAAUGAUGUCUAUGGAUACAUUAUCACUGAUACAGAGUCUCUUCCCACUGAUAAGGGUGUGUAUCUGAUGGAGUUAGUGGCUCAUAAAGCGAAGAUUCAAAUGACAGAUUUCUCAGAGCUCUCUGUUGUUAGUCCAGCUGUGACGUUUCAAGUCCAUCCGAAUACUCAGAACAUCACUACAGCUGAUGUGGCUAAUGUGGCAGUCCGUCAAAAGGAUGAACUGGAGAAAGAAGCGAAAGUCAAGAUUGUGGAGGCUGGAGUUACUGAUAGGAGUAAACUAAACCAGAUUCCCACUAAGUACAGUCGCUCCGAGUCACUCAAGUUUCUCAUUCUGACUGUGAUUUCCAUUGUGUGUAUUACUGGAGUGCUUCUGGCGUCCAGUGUGGUGUACUGCCUGCGUCACCGUUCUCAUCACAAACUCAAAGAGAAGCUCACUAACCUGGGCUCCGACCCUCCCACUGAUGCCACUGCUACGUAUCAGGAGCUGUGUAGGCAGCGAAUGGCAGUGAAGCCUCCAGUAGAGAAGUCGGAUCCUAUUCACUCUUCUCGUAUAAACAGCGUGUCAUCUCAGUUGAGUGACGGGCCAAUGCCCAGCCCCUCUGCACGUACUAGCACUUCCUCCUGGAGCGAGGAGCCCGCCCACUCCAACAUGGACAUAUCGACUGGCCACAUGAUACUGGCAUAUAUGGAGGACCAUCUAAAAAAUAAGAAUCGUUUGGAGUCAGAGUGGGAGGCUCUCUGUGCGUACCAGGCUGAGCCCAAUUCCACCUCCAUCGGCCAGAGAGACGGCAACACCAAGAAAAAUCGCACAAGCAGAGUCAUAGCCUAUGAUCAUUGCAGAAUAACUCUAAAAGGGGAGACCAAUCAAGGAAACUCUGACUACAUCAACGCCAGCCCAAUUAUGGAUCAUGAUCCUCGUAACCCAGCAUACAUCGCCACUCAGGGUCCACUGCCCUCCACUGUUGCCGACUUCUGGCAGAUGGUGUGGGAAAGUGGGUGUGUGGUGAUCGUAAUGUUGACACCUCUUUCUGAGAAUGGUGUGAAGCAGUGUUACCACUACUGGCCUGAUGAAGGAUCCAAUCUCUACAACAUUUACGAGGUUAAUCUUGUUUCAGAGCAUGUGUGGUGUGAGGACUUCCUGGUUCGGAGCUUUUACCUGAAGAACAUGCAGACAAACGAAACUCGUACGGUCACGCAGUUCCACUACCACACCUGGCUGAAUGACCAGACACCUGAGACCAGUCAGACACUGCUUGACUUCCGCAGAAAAGUAAACAAAUGCUACCGUGGAAGGUCCUGUCCUGUCAUUGUUCACUGCAGUGAUGGUGCUGGGCGGACUGGGACGUAUAUUCUUAUUGACAUGGUGUUGAAUAAAAUGUCUAAAGGUGCAAAAGAGAUUGACAUUGCUGCUACGCUGGAACACCUCAGAGACCAGAGACCUGGCAUGGUCCAGACCAAGGAGCAGUUUGAGUUUGCAUUGACAGCUGUAGCAGAGGAAGUGAAUGCUAUUCUCAAAGUCCUGCCACAGUGAUACUCCUCUUUCUCUAAAAAUGUUUCCCUCUAUCUUUUUCUCUCUCUCUCUGUUGUAUAUAAACUCUGGUCCUGAACAUAUAUGUCCUAUAGAAACUAUUUUGUCAGUAAAAUAAUUGAACUAUAUUUGUAAUUAGGAACUGUGUGUUGUUUUAGUUCUGUGUGAAUAUGAAAGCAUAUUUCAUUCUACCGCAUGCCAGAUUGUUUCAGAUUUUAAUUACUCUCUAGUCUUUGCUGUUUCUGCUGUCAUUUAUUGAUGUAUAAUUAUGAAAUGAUGCAGGCAACUGCAUAUAACAUAAAUGGCAAGAUCGGUUUUAAAUAUAUAGUUAAUUGGACAUGAAUUUAUAGAACUAACCUGUCUGUUAAUGUGCUUUGUUAUUUAAGAUUUAGAACUUUGUUCUCUGGGUUAUGUGUGCCAACUACAACAGUUUAUAUGAUCAUCAGAGAUUAAUAAAAGUAGAAACAUCUUGCAUGAGAUAUGACAUUACAUACAAGCGCAUAAACCAUGAUUCAUGCCAAGAACACGAGAACAUUUCUGCCUUUCCAAGCCAAGGAAAUGUUCAUUAAGUCAUGAAGUUCAAUGUAUCAUUUACAUUUACCAUUAAACCAAAAUAUUGACAAGUCCCACCUACAGAUGGUUUUAAAAUGUAAUGCACACAAACUGUGCAUGGAUUACAAGAAAUACUUGUUUAUAGCAAGUAGAAAUGCAUGCAAGAUUCUUGCAGUUGUGCUUUACGAUCUUACAGAAAAAAGUGUACACAUAAAGGUUGUUGUCUAAAUCACAGACCCAAUGUCAGAUAUCGAUUGAGAUACCUGCUAUUACUGAGAAUUUUAAUGAGUGCAAAUAGAGACUAGAUUAAUAGGGAAAUAAACAUUCAAUCAUUUUACUAACAGAACUUAAAGCUUUUGGCCUAAUGCUUUGUGGGCAUGCAGUUAUCUCUUGACCCAAUAGCAGCUCAGACAUCAACAUUUAAACCAAUAGCAGGCUGCUUUGUACCUAAAGUUUCAUUAGGGGUCUACUCAUAUGAUGUAAUGAGAAAAUAAAUAAAUGUUGUUCAAAUUUUAGUUAUAACCCCAGUUGAUCAUUACUAACAAGCUCAUUUGUUUGACUAAGUUCAGUCUGUGGAUAUUUAGAUUUAUCUCUUUCUUCAUAAUUAACAGACUAUCAGUACAUAGUACUACAGUAUAACGGAAGCUGUUUUAUCCUGUGUAACUCCAUAAUAAAGUGCAAUGUGUC
Messenger RNA from Xyrauchen texanus (razorback sucker), 4360 nucleotides. It is a transcript of the gene slco5a1b, whose product is annotated as solute carrier organic anion transporter family member 5A1b. Gene Ontology annotation, molecular function: protein tyrosine phosphatase activity. Gene Ontology annotation, biological process: protein dephosphorylation. The record is from RefSeq and is a predicted model, not a curated record. NCBI's taxonomy places the organism in Eukaryota, Metazoa, Chordata, Actinopteri, Cypriniformes, Catostomidae. Bases 176 to 3124 code for a protein of 982 amino acids. The transcript is spliced from 23 exons. Gene Ontology annotation, cellular component: secretory granule.